Messenger RNA from Radiomyces spectabilis, 369 nucleotides. RefSeq lists its product as uncharacterized. Lineage: Eukaryota; Fungi; Mucoromycota; Mucoromycetes; Mucorales; Radiomycetaceae. The transcript is spliced from 2 exons. Bases 1 to 369 code for a protein of 122 amino acids. The record is from RefSeq and is a predicted model, not a curated record.
AUGGAAGAAAGCCGCUUCCAACAAGGUGGCGACGAACAAGAAAGCUUCUUCGGUGGCAAUGAUCACCAAGCAGAAGAGGAAGCUGUAUACGUCAAUGAUCCGAUGCAGAUAAACUCCGAAGAUGAACUUGUAGACUGGGUGGACGUUGACCGCCAAGACAAACUGGUCGAAUGGAUCGGUUGCGAGGAAGGAUCCAUCCAGAAUAGUGUCCUGACUUCUCUCAAAACCACAGAUAGAAACGAUAAACGAGCCAUCAACAAUGACAUUGGUGCCGAAAUCGCAGCCUCCACCACAGACUUUUCCGUCCAAGCUUCGUCUGUCGUGGACAUGCAGCCAAAUUGGUUGGCUGCAAAAACCUCCGCCCGAUAG